Messenger RNA from Larimichthys crocea (large yellow croaker), 727 nucleotides. RefSeq names its product outer dense fiber protein 3-B. The transcript is spliced from 4 exons. Gene Ontology annotation, cellular component: cytoskeleton. Lineage: Eukaryota; Metazoa; Chordata; Actinopteri; Sciaenidae. The record is from RefSeq and is a predicted model, not a curated record.
UCUACACUCCAGGUCCAGCCUCCUACUCUCUGCCACCUGUGCUGGGGCACAAAACUGCACUGCCUGGACUCACAGGUAUGUCCAAAAUCGCCAUUAAGCCCUUUUUUUCAACACCAACACCAUUAUAAUUAUCAUAACUAAUAUUGUCUGUCCCUGAUUCAUCCAUAAAGGUAUUUCUAAGCAUGACCCCACUAAAUACAAAGCACCAAUGUUCAGUUUUGGGACGCGUCAUGAUACUGGCAGAUCUGAUUGCUCCCCUGGACCAAGAUACCUCAUUCCCUCCAACAUCACCAGAGAGGGACGAGAUGGCACUCCUGCAUUUUCACUCCACAGCCGUCCAAAACAGCCAGGAUUGUUCCAGACCCCAGGACCAGGCAAAUAUUCCCCAGAACAAUCAGGAAAGUUGAUCUUCCGCACAGCUCCUGCUUUUUCUCUCUCUGGGAGGAGCAAAGACUGACUGAUAUCUGACAAAACACCAGGUCCAGCCUCCUACUCUCUGCCCCCUGUGCUGGGGCCCAAAACUGUCUGCAAAUCUGCAGCUCCCACCUACUCCCUCUAUGGCCGCAGCAAAAAUGGAAGCUUCCAUGAGGACCUGAAGAAGACUCCUGGACCUGCUGCCUACAAAGUUGUGAACACUUGUCUUUACCAGAAAAAACCUCCCCAAUACAGCAUGACAGGCCGCAGUUGCACCACUUAUUGUAGAUGUGACUGAGUAAUGUCAUAUAGA